GGCUGUUCUUGACCAUAGUUCUUGCAUGGAUACAACUUUCACUGUAGCUUUAGAAUAAAGUUGCAUCCACUGGAAGGCUUCAUGUGCAAAGUUUAUUUAAUCAGCAAAAGAAUGCUUGGGAAAAUUUAUUUGCUGACUUGUCAAGGCACUGAUUCUGACAAGUAAUUUGGAAUAGGCUUUGGAAACAAACAUCAGUAUUAGUGCUCUCCCAUACUAACCGACAGCUAACAACCAGGAAGAACAAAGGUGAUCAGACGCUUUAAGGACUACUGACACCAGGGACUGCAACUGCACCAGUUACCUUGGACAGCAGUGAGGCUUCCAGAAGAACAGAGCUGACCCAGGCAUAAGUCUCACCAUGCAACUCCUUCCUGCUUUGCUGCUGCUGCUCCUGGUGGUAAUUCGGGCUGAGACACGGAGAGAAAAGAGACUAGGACAAGAAAAAUCUCAAGGCAGAAACAGGUUGAACUCUGUUCAGCACUUUGCAGGCAGCUGCAAAGAGUACAUACAGAAUGGUGAUAAGUUUCUUGACUGCCAAGACCAGCAUUUGACUGCUGUCCUGCUUGGUUGGCCAGAAGAUAUUGACCACCUUCUGCUGGCACAGAACAAGAUAACAGUGCUUCGAGAUAACACCUUUAGUCAUUUUCGAAACCUAGUGAGCUUGGAUUUGCAGCUGAAUGAGAUUUCACUAAUUGAGGAAGGUGCUUUCAGUGGCCUAAGCAAGCUCACCACCUUACUGCUACAGCACAACCGCCUUCAAGUGGUUUCUGAAGCCAUGUUCAUACCCAUGCCUCGACUAAAAUACCUGCGACUUCAUGACAAUCCAUGGACAUGCAACUGUGAGUUGGACAGUCUUGUCCGCUUCCUACAGGUGCCAAGCAACCGUUACAUGGGUAACUAUGCAAAAUGUGCAGAGCCUACAAGGCUGUGGAGGCAGCAGUUAAAGACUUUGGACCCUAAGUUGUUGUGCUCACCACAGAUACAGGCACAAGUUCAUCGACUGCAUUCUGAUACAACAUUGUUGUGCCAGACUCAAGAUUUCCCCAGACCACUGCUUGACUGCAGGAGCAGAGGGCUGAAGGCUGUGCCACCUGAUAUCCCAGAAAACACUGCAAAAAUAGACCUUGCUUUUAAUAACAUAACACAGCUGAGGCCCAAACAGUUUGUAACCAUCAAAGACUUAAAACUGUUAAACCUCAGUAGCAACAGUUUGGAGCACAUCGACACAGCUGCAUUUGCUGGCCUUUUGCACCUGCGAGAGCUGGACCUUACUAAUAACAGUCUGCACUACUUUAAUUAUGGUGUCUUGGAGGACCUAUACUACCUCAGGACACUAUAUCUAGGUGGCAACCCCUGGAUUUGUGAUUAUAAUAUUCACUACCUGAUCUACUGGCUGAAGCACCACCCUGCUGUGGAAUACACAGGACUGCAGUGCAGCGACCCAGACGAAUUCCGCAAUUGGCCCGUCGAAAGCUAUGUCAAGACCUACAAUGAUGAUUGUCUGAAAGACAAGCAGGUGCCCCUGCACAGAAAAACUGGUCCCACGGACACCACAUCACAAGAGCUUAUCGCUGAAGUGGUGGAAGAGCCAGACCUGCUGCCCAGCCCGCUCCAAAAAAAGGAACCCAAAAAGUUUGAGAUUUUUCGUCUGAGUUAAAAACACCACUAUGGUUAUUAUGGAACUUUUCUAAUAAACUGCGAUUUCAACUACUUUGAUGGAGUCUGUACUUGAUAAGGGAAAAAACUCUUAAAGGCUCUUUAUUGUGGUUACAAAAAUAGUACCUUUCUAUCCUUUUAUUUUUCCCAUUUGUAAAAGAAUGAAUCAUAAUGCAUUUUUCUACUGUUUUAUUUCUGAUUAUCUAAUAAAAUCUGUCAUUUUUUCUAUUAA
This is a messenger RNA of Clarias gariepinus (North African catfish), 1888 nucleotides long. It is a transcript of the gene lrrc17, whose product is annotated as leucine rich repeat containing 17. The transcript is spliced from 5 exons. The record is from RefSeq and is a predicted model, not a curated record. Gene Ontology annotation, molecular function: protein binding. Gene Ontology annotation, cellular component: plasma membrane. Bases 359 to 1657 code for a protein of 432 amino acids. NCBI's taxonomy places the organism in Eukaryota, Metazoa, Chordata, Actinopteri, Siluriformes, Clariidae.